Messenger RNA from Chiroxiphia lanceolata (lance-tailed manakin), 1830 nucleotides. It is a transcript of the gene TBX1, whose product is annotated as T-box transcription factor 1. The record is from RefSeq and is a predicted model, not a curated record. Gene Ontology annotation, biological process: cell fate specification; positive regulation of DNA-templated transcription; regulation of transcription by RNA polymerase II. Gene Ontology annotation, molecular function: RNA polymerase II cis-regulatory region sequence-specific DNA binding; DNA-binding transcription factor activity, RNA polymerase II-specific. Gene Ontology annotation, cellular component: nucleus. Lineage: Eukaryota; Metazoa; Chordata; Aves; Passeriformes; Pipridae.
GGAAGGGAGCGCUGGAGGAGCGCCGCGGCGGCCGCAGCGCGCCCGCCCGCCCCGGCUGCCGCCCGCAGAAGAUGCACUUCAGCACUGUCACCAGGGACAUGGAAGCUUUCACGGCCAACAGCCUGAGCAGCCUGAACGCCUCCGGGGGGUACCACCUCUCCCCCUCCCCGGGGGACCCGUACGGACAGCAUGCGCCGCACUACGAGCCCUGCACGGCUCAGCAGCACCCCGCACGCCCGCCCCAGCCCCAGCACGGCUAUCCUUUCGCGGCGGGCGGCGGCCGGGACCAACCCGCCGCCCCCAGGCCCGAGCAGCCCGAGGGCGCCGGGGGAGCCGCCGCGGGGCCGGCCGCCGCGCCGGUGAAGAAGAACCCGAAGGUGGCCAACGUGAGCGUCCAGCUGGAGAUGAAGGCGCUGUGGGACGAGUUCAACCCUGGCACCGAGAUGAUCGUCACCAAGGCAGGCAGGCGCAUGUUCCCCACCUUCCAGGUGAAGAUAUUCGGCAUGGACCCUAUGGCUGACUACAUGCUUCUCAUGGACUUCGUCCCCGUAGACGACAAACGAUACCGGUACGCCUUCCACAGCUCCUCCUGGCUGGUGGCCGGCAAAGCCGACCCCGCCACCCCCGGGAGGGUCCAUUACCACCCGGACUCCCCGGCCAAAGGGGCACAGUGGAUGAAGCAGAUCGUUUCCUUCGAUAAGCUCAAACUGACCAACAAUUUGCUGGAUGACAACGGGCAUAUCAUUUUGAACUCCAUGCACAGAUACCAGCCGCGUUUUCACGUGGUCUACGUGGAUCCCCGGAAAGACAGCGAGAAAUACGCGGAGGAGAACUUCAAAACCUUCGUCUUCGAGGAGACACGUUUCACAGCCGUGACCGCCUACCAGAACCACAGGAUCACACAGCUGAAGAUCGCCAGCAACCCUUUUGCCAAGGGAUUCAGAGACUGUGACCCUGAGGACUGGCCCAGGAACCACAGGCCAGGGGCUCUUCCUCUCAUGAGUGCUUUUGCCAGAUCCCGGAAUCCAGUCUCUUCCCCGGCCCACCAGAAUGGGACAGAGAAAGAUGCUGCCGAGAGCCGGCGGGACUUCGAGCGGGAGGCGGGCGGGACGGGGCUGCACCAGGCGGAGGCCGCGCACCAGCAGCUCAUGUCCCGCGUGCUCAGCCCCGCGCUGCCCGGCGGCCCCGGCGGGCUGGUGCCGCUGUCCGGGCCGGGGGGCGGCCGGCCGAGCCCCCCGCACCACGAACUGCGCCUGGAGCCCGCCGCGUCCGAGCCGCUGCACCACCACCCCUACAAGUACCCGCCGGCCGCCUACGACCACUACCUGGGCGCCAAGAGCCGGCCCGCGCCCUACCCCCUGCCCAGCAUCCGCGGGCACGGCUACCACCACCACCACCACCACCACAUGAACGCGGCGGCCGCGGCCGCGGCGGCUGCCAACAUGUACUCGCCGGCCGGGGCGCCCGCGGGCUACGAGUACGGACCGCGGUAACGGGGCCGCGGGCCCGGCGGCACCACGGACACCGCCCGCCCGCCGCCCUCGCCUCCCGCCCCUCCAGCGACCCGAUAGGCCGGCGCCACGUGAUCGACAGCUGCAGCGACCAAUCAGCGGCAGCCGGGCCCACGCGGGCCGUGAGGGGCCGGGGCCGCCAUCGCGGACAGAGCCGUGAGGGCGGCGGUGCCGUCGCGCGGUGACCCGCCCGUCGGGGACCGUGAGGGCGGCGGUGCCGGGGCCGCCAUCGCGGAGAGACCGCGGCUGCACUUUGAUAAAUGAAGCCAUAUGUCCUUAUCUCCCGGCGCCUCCGCCCGCGCCGGGCACCCGGGCCGGG